This is a messenger RNA of Naumovozyma dairenensis CBS 421, 3633 nucleotides long. It is a transcript of the gene RGT1, whose product is annotated as Rgt1p. Lineage: Eukaryota; Fungi; Ascomycota; Saccharomycetes; Saccharomycetales; Saccharomycetaceae. Gene Ontology annotation, cellular component: nucleus. The record is from RefSeq and is a predicted model, not a curated record. Gene Ontology annotation, molecular function: DNA-binding transcription factor activity, RNA polymerase II-specific; zinc ion binding. The coding region runs from base 1 to 3633 and encodes 1210 amino acids. The transcript has a single exon.
AUGUCUGAUAUCGCUAUUUUAACGAACGCUAUGAGUGAUGCAAAUAAUAGCUCGAAUACCCCUACUCCAAAUUUAUCAUCUCCAACACGGGUUGUUGCGAAUGGUACUAUCCCUGUGAGGGACGUCAAUAUGGAAGAGGGCAUUCAAAGAACUUCGAAUGAACAAGGAUUCCAUACCCAAUUACAGAAUGAUAUUAAUAAUAACAUGAAUUCAGGAAGCAAUACUAAUAAUACAACUACAGUCAAGAAAAGAACUAAAGCUUCACGUGCAUGCGACCAAUGUCGUAAGAAAAAAAUCAAGUGUGAUUUCACUGAAGCUAAGAAUAUUUGUUCAAACUGUCAAAGAAAUGCUGAGAAAUGUACAUUCGAGAGAGUCCCAUUGAAAAGAGGACCAUCAAAGGGCUAUACUAGAAGUCAUAGCCAUGCAGAUAGAUCUUCAACUAUCACUCCUUUACAGGAGCGAGAAAUUGUUGAGAACACAUCGCAACAGGUCAACAUAGACGGUAUAAGACAAUAUACCAAAGAAACAAGAAAUUCAACAGGAUCUAUUCUUCCUACAACACCGUCAAGGUCAGGUUCAGUUCUUUUACCGCCAUUGACACAAUAUAUGCCUCAGGCAGGCUCCAAAACAAAUAGUAUUAUCUCUCUUAAUAAUACAACUACAAUUCAUCCAACUACAAGCGUGCCUAACACUGCCAGUUUAAUGACCUUAGGAUUGGGUCAACAACAAUUCUGGAAGGUUCCAUACCAUGAAUUUCAAGGUCAGCGAAGAGGAUCGAUAGAUUCUUUACCUAGCGAUAUAUCAGUGCGUACACUUAAUACACAGGAACAGUUACUUUAUAACCCUGUACAAAAAUCACCGAAUCCAAACGGGGCAAGUCUAGCGGCAUUGAAUCAAACUAACACAGGAAGUACACCGGGAAGUAAUUACUGGUCGUAUUUCAAGAACCCUACAAAUUCAACAACAACGUCUGAUGAAAUUGGUGGUCAACUUAGAAGAUCAAGUUCUAUACCUUCAUUGCUGAGAAAUCCAACAAGCACUCUAAUCUUGGGUCAACCUCAAUUGCCACCACCAACUUCAAUGCAAUCUCAACCUCCUGCUUCUCGACAACAACAACAGCAGUCCUUAUAUCCAUAUUCCCAGUUUUCUAAACAACCUCAAGGUAUGAAUCAAAAUACAUCAAUUUCAACGUUCGGGCAAUACGCUACAGACGGAUUUCAAUCAAGACAAGGGUCAAUUGCAAGUGAAGCAAUGUCUCCAAGCACAGCACCAUUAAACCAAACAACAUCUAGUUCACGUGUUCAUUCCUUAUCCAAACAAACACCGUUGAAUGACGUAAAGGCAACUUCUCCAAGAAGGCAUAGCUCCCUGGAAGGAUCGACUACUGACCUUUCAGGUACAGAAGAACACUUAAGAGCAACGAGUGAUGAAAGCUAUACAGCUCAAUUGCAUAGACGAGGCUCAAAAGAUAUUACCCCCAAGAUUAGGCAACUUGAAGAGGAUAGUGCAACCGCGUCUCCUAAUAAACCCGCAAAGCAUCGGAAAAGAAAUUCUGCCUCCAAAAAGGGUCAUUCUGCAACAAGUAAGCAAUCACCAGACCCAAGUUCAAGAGGUAUAGCUCAUAAUUCUAUCUCAUCGCUCGAUUCUUUGGUGGUAACAACUCCUUCGUCGAAUACGCCAGCACGGCCAACAACUAUCAUAUAUGGACAAAUCUCGGAUGUUCAUAUAAUUGAUACGUAUUAUGAAUUUAUCCAUUCUGGGUUCCCCAUCAUUCCAUUAAAUAAAAAAACCUUAACUAAUGAUAUAUUAUUGAUUAAUACCCAACCUAUUUCAGAUAUACAUGAAGUUAAUAACUAUGUCAUUUUAUGGUUCAGAAAUUCUUUGGAAUUACUAGUUCGAAUAGCCUUGAAAAGAAGAAAAGGUGGACAUUUCUUUGAUAGUUUUAUGAAUGAUUUUCCUUGUCCCAAUAACAAUGAAGAACAAAAUAAGACUCCUGAACAGGGCACAAAUCUUCAACAACAAAAGCAACAAAAACAACAACAGCGACAACAAAAUGAAUCUUUAAAAGACGAUAACAAUUUCAUGGUACAAGCAGUUUUCAUUUCUGCAUUGAAUGAAUGUUUCCAAAAGAUCGUUGAUAUCCAUCCCAAAUUCAGAGAAAAUAAAGAUCAAAUAUCGCCCAAAAUUAAGAUUAUUUAUUUAUCAACCUUCAUUCUACUAAAUUAUAUUCUUGCAUUUGUUGGAUAUGACAAUUCGUUCGUGUUAGGGAUGUCUGUGACAAUCUUUAACGAAUUUAAACUAUACAAACUAUUGUUAUUUGAUGACGAUAUUUAUUCCAAUAUAACGUCUAAGGACGAUUCCGAGGACAAUAUAAACGGAAAUGUUGAAAGUGAGGGACAUAACAAUACAUUAGAAUACAACAUUAUUUUCAAGAGACUGUAUAUCCUUCUCGUUAUUUUUGAUUCUUUGCAAAGUUGUACUUUUGGAGGCCCCAAAUUAUUAAAUAUCCCAAUUCAAAAUACUACAGAUCUAUUCUUCAGUGGCGACUGUGACUCGAAAUGGAGUCUUGAAGAAAAUCCGUUUAAGUUACAAACUAUCUUACAUAGUUUAAAAUUAGGUGAAUUAUUGACAGAUCUCUCCAUGAAUAGGAAAUCAUUUAAUAGCUUUAACUCUAAAGAUAAUAAUAAUCAAAUUUGGUUACCGAAAUGUGAUACCUGUUCUUCCGAAGGAUUAAUGAAGGAGAAAAGAGGGAAGAGUCCUCAGUUGCAGAAAACUUUAGACAUUUUCCAAUCUCAACAUCCAGUAGAGUCAUUGAAGAUACCCGCAUUAUUCAGUAAACUCCUUAUUCGGAAACAGUAUUUUACGAGCUAUUUACUGCUGCUGAGCGAUAAGAUUGAAGAGCAUAACAAUACUACGAAAGAUGUUCCAUUUAAUAUGAGUAUUGAAUUAAGUUCCCAAUUAACAGAAUCAUUAUGUUCUUUGAUCUCAACUAUACUUCAAAUUCUAACAACCAAUAUGCGAUUGAAUCCAACUAAUAGCAUUGACAAUAAUUAUAGACCAAUAAUACCCCCGAUGGGUUCUGAUUCUGGUCAAUCAUCCGCGAGGACACCAUCUACACCACAGCCAUCUGCCAUGUGUUCGAAUGACAAUGAAUUUUAUAAGAAAUUACUUGGUUUAAAAAAGGACAACGAGACUUUUUUAUCAGAUUUAUCAAGAGGUACGAUAACUCCCUUCGCCAUAGGACUAUUGCAUGAGAUUCAUAAUAUAACAGCACUUGUGAAACAAAUGCCCACUUAUUUAAUUGGGAUAGUAAUGAGAAGUACUACCAUGCAAGAUAGUAAUGUGCCAGGGGAUUUAAUGAAACCACAGGAUUUAGUGGUGAAAUUAUCUAAUUCGAUGAAUGAAGUUGUCCAGAUCACCAGUUUAUUAAACAUAAUCAAACCAUUUAAAAUAUUUGAGCAUGAACUGAAUAAGAACGGUAAUUUGGGUUUUAAUAUUGAAAUAGAAGGUGAAUCUCGUACUGAAAAAUUAUUUGGUAAGGAAGUCAAGAAUGAAAAUAAUGAUCCGGUCUUGAUGAAGUUUAUCAAUAUCGGUUGGAAACUAUUGGAUGAUACCGAGCUUGGCUGGUAUUAA